AUUUUAAAGAGAUGACUUCCAGUGAACAGACAGACUACCUCUUGUGUGCUGCAAUAGACCUUGGCACAACGUACUCCGGAUAUACCUUCUCAACGAGACACGAUUUUAAAAGAGAUCCAACAAAAUCUGCAAUGAAGCAAUGGAUUGAUCCUAUGACAACAAUGACUUCCCAUAAAACGUCGACAUGCAUCCUGUUUACAGAGGACAAACAAUUUUCAAAGUUUGGCUUUGAAGCAGAAGAAAAGUACAUGGAGCUUACUCUGGACGAAGAGCAGCAUAACUGGUAUAUUUUCAGGCGAUUCAAAAUGUCUCUUUAUGGCAUAGAGUCCAGUGAUGAAGAAGUGUUAGUUGAGGACGUGAAUGGAAAGACGCUUCCAGCAAUGCUUGUAUUUUCUGAGUCCAUACGAUAUCUCAAGGAUUCACUGUUAGAGGAAUGUACGAAGCAAAACACGGAAAUACAACUUGAUGAUAUCAAAUGGGUUCUUACUGUACCAGCAAUCUGGUCUGAUCCAGCAAAAACAUUCAUGAGAACAGCAGCUAUAAAGGCAGGAAUAAGUUCUGAUAUGCUUACAAUAUCCCUUGAGCCAGAAGCUGCUGCUAUCUUUGUGAAGUACUUACCAGUCGACAGAAAGGUUGGGGGAGAGAUUGGAGAAACCUUCCAGACAUUUUCAAAAGGAUCAAAAUACAUAGUAGUUGAUGCCGGCGGUGGAACUAUUGAUAUAACAGCACACGAGGUUUUAAAAAAUGGAAAAGUGAAAGAAAUUCUGAAAGCAUCUGGUGGAAAUUGGGGAGGCACAAAAGUUGAUGAAAAUUACAUGGACUUUGUGAAAAGUAUGGUUGGAGAAACUGUAAUGAGAAAAAUUAGGAAAGAAAGGCGAAGUUUGUUGUAUGAAAUAUCUCGAGAAUUUGAAAUUGCAAAGCGUACAGUAAAACCUGGGUCCACUGUCAAAGUCAAUGUUCGCAUCCCAUCCGAUUUAUCGGAUAUAUAUGAGUCUGUUUAUCCUGGAAAAUCCUUAAGGAAGGUCACUACUGUGGAGCUUUUGGAGGGAAAGUCAACAAAAGUUUCGUUUAUGGGGGAUAAACUACGAUUAGAAUCUAGCACAGUUGAGAGCUUUUUCGCUUCAUCAAUUAGUAACAUUCUAUGCCAUAUAUCUACUCUUUUUCAAACAAAGGAUGGAAAAGAUAUAGGAACUGUUUUGCUAGUCGGUGGUUUUGCAGAAUCUCCAAUGCUUUUCCAAGCGAUCCGUGAAAAGUUUUCAGAGAAACGAAUCAUCAUUCCUCAGGAAGCUGCCUGGUCCGUGUUAAGAGGAGCUGUUAUCUUUGGUCAUGAUUCAAGUCUUAUCGCAGAGAGAAAAAGCAAAUAUACCUACGGUAUUGCAGUGGACGGGAUAUUUGAUCCUCAAAUCCAUGAUGAGAAACAUAGGAUACUGACAAAGGGGGUGGUUAGGUGUAAAGAUUCCUUUAGCAGACAUGUGGAAAUAGAUGAAACCAUUACCGUGGGAAAGUAUCAAAGUGACGAAGGUUACGUAACUGAUGAUGGAAACUUCAAUAUUCGCGUAUUCACGUCGACUUUACUAAACCCCACGUAUGUUGAUGAGGAUGACUGUUCCUUGAUCGGAAAGAUAUCUUUUAAUGGCGAGGAACACAAAGGAAAUAUAAGAGUUCAGAUGAUGUUCAGUGACACAGAGAUUGAGGUCAAUAUUAUUUUUUGUAAUACUAAAAAGAGCAAGAAAUUGUUUUUGAAGCAAUAA
Messenger RNA from Saccostrea echinata, 1751 nucleotides. Its product is annotated as heat shock 70 kDa protein 12A-like. Gene Ontology annotation, molecular function: ATP-dependent protein folding chaperone; ATP binding. Lineage: Eukaryota; Metazoa; Mollusca; Bivalvia; Ostreida; Ostreidae. The coding region runs from base 12 to 1751 and encodes 579 amino acids. The record is from RefSeq and is a predicted model, not a curated record. The transcript has 4 exons.